CACAGUUUGUGCGUUCAAGGUCAGACAAAGGUUGUUGUGAAGUCUUGAUAACUACGAUGAAGGUUAUUGGCAGGGAGCUGAAUAAAAACUCAUCUGGAUAUAUUACGCUUAUUGCAGAAAAUGAGGAGGACAUGUGGUUAACGUACAACUUAGUCCAGGUUGGAGAUAAAAUGAGAUGUUCUACGGUCAGAAAGGUCCAGAAUGAAUCUGCAACCGGUAGUGUGCAGACGAAGCAAGUGAGAACCAACCUAACAAUAGAGGUAGAAAAAAUUGACUUCGAUUUGCAGGGUUCAGUACUUCACUUGAAAGGCCGCAAUGUGGUAGAAAAUCAGUUUGUCAAAAUGGGCGCCUACCACACAUUAGACCUUAGAAUCGAUGAAAAGUUUACUAUCACUAAAACAGAAUGGGAUAGUGUUGCAAUUAUGCUUGUCGAACAGGCAUCUGACCCAACACAACAAGCUGAUCUUGCUGCAGUUAUCAUGCACGAAGGCCUGGCUUAUGUUUGUUUGAUAACAAGUACAACAACUAUUGUUCGUGCGAAGAUUGAUACUACAAUUCCACGCAAACGUCCAGGUUUACCUACUGCUCAGCACGAAAAGGGUCUGUCACGCUUUUUUGAACAAAUAAUGCAAGCACUAGAGCGUCACAUUCGUUUCGACAUCGUCAAGUGUAUCAUAUUAGCCAGUCCUGGAUUUCUACGUGAACAAUUUUUUGAAUUUAUGAUCCAGACAGCAACAAGACAAGAGAAACGUGUAUUCUUAGAAAAUAAAUCAAAAUUUAUGCUUGUUCAUUCUUCAUCCGGUCAUAAACAUGCAUUGAAAGAAGUACUCACAGAUAGUGUUGUUAUGAGUAAACUAGUUAAUACAAAAGCAACAUCUGAAGUUACGGCAUUAAAUGACUUUUAUCAAAUGCUUAAAACAGAUCAAUCACGUGCAUUCUAUGGUUACAAACAUGUUAAGACGGCUGCUGAUGCAUGCGCUAUUGAUACACUACUGAUAACUGAUGCAUUAUUCCGUUCACGUAAUUUAGAAGAAAGAAAACAAUAUGUGGAGUUAGUUGACCAAGUUAAAGAUAAUCAAGGCAUUGUACGCAUAUUUUCAAGCCUACAUGUUUCUGGUGAACAGCUUAACCAACUAUCAGGUGUAGCCGCAAUAUUGCGCUUCCCAAUACCUGAACCUGUGACAGAUGACGAGUCGAAUAGUUCCGAAGAUGACGAUAAUUAACUAAUUAGUUCUUCUACUUAACUUUGUACUCAAUGAAUUUUUUCCAUAAGUAAACAUGUAUAUUGUGGUUUGUGUCUUUCUAUCGAUAUUAUUAUUCUGAUUUUCAUUUUCACUUGCCUCCUUUUUGACGUCCCCAUUCUUUGAGUUCGUUGUUAGUAUUAUUAUUUAUCUUCUUCACUCUUUAAUUGUCCUUUGUGCUGUUUUUACAUUGUUGCUGUGCUUAUAUAAUACCGUGCAGCUUAAAAUCAGUAUCCAUUUGUGCCAAAUCCCAAGUUCUGUACUUUCAUUUGUCUCUCCUGUACAAAAUUAUAUUGAAGUGUUUGCUAUUUC
Messenger RNA from Schistosoma curassoni, 1553 nucleotides. The record is from the annotation of a GenBank genome assembly. Lineage: Eukaryota; Metazoa; Platyhelminthes; Trematoda; Strigeidida; Schistosomatidae.